Messenger RNA from Pristis pectinata (smalltooth sawfish), 4263 nucleotides. RefSeq names its product NACHT, LRR and PYD domains-containing protein 3-like. The transcript is spliced from 5 exons. NCBI's taxonomy places the organism in Eukaryota, Metazoa, Chordata, Chondrichthyes, Rhinopristiformes, Pristidae. Gene Ontology annotation, cellular component: cytoplasm. Bases 28 to 2166 code for a protein of 712 amino acids. Gene Ontology annotation, molecular function: protein binding. The record is from RefSeq and is a predicted model, not a curated record.
CGGCUGCUUGAUCGAUACGCUGAGCUCAUGGUCAUUUCCACUGUUCGAGAUCGGAGACUUGUGCUUGUGGAACACGAGCUGCUGGCAAGAGGCCGAGAACAUGAGGAGUGGAGGGGUAAUCAUUUCCAGAGAAAGCUGGAAAAAAUCCAGACUGAUCAAUUGUUCCAGAGCAGCUUUGCCCAGAGUGAAUCCAAAUCUGGGAGUUCGGCAGCAGUGGCCGGAGUUCCGGGGAUCGGGAAAACAACCAUGGUGCAAAAGAUUGUUUAUGACUGGGCCACGGGGAAAAUAUACCAACACUUCCAGUUUGUCUUCAGCUUCAAAUUCCGGGAUUUAAACUCCAUUAACUGUAGAAUAAACCUGAGGGAACUGAUUCUGGAUCAGUAUCCUUACUUUUGGAAUGUUCUGGGAGAGGUCUGGAAGAACCCAGAGGGAUUGCUGUUUAUAUUCGAUGGUUUGGAUGAAUUCAAGCACCGACUCAAUUUUGCUGACAGUCGGAGAGACACAGAACCUCAGCACAUGUGUCCAGACCCCGAGUGGUGGUGUGAAGUGUCUGACAUUGUGUACAGUUUAAUCCAGCACAAGCUGCUCCCAGGGUGUUCAGUGCUGGUGACCACCCGUCCCACUGCGUUACAUUUAUUGGAAAAGGCGGAGAUCAGUGUCUGGGCUGAAAUCCUGGGAUUUGUUGGUGAGGAACGGAAGGAAUAUUUCAACAGGUUUUUUGAAGAUCAGACGGUGGCAGCAGCUGUUUUCAAACACGUGGAGGAGAACGAGAUCCUGUACACCAUGAGCUACAACCCCUCCUACUGCUGGAUCCUGGGUCUGGCACUGGGCCCCUUCUUCACACAAAGACACAGGGACCCGCAGCGAGUUCCCAAGACAAUCACCCAACUAUAUUCCUGCUAUAUUUACAACAUCCUGAGAAACCACGGCCAUGAGAUUGAAAGCCCCCGUGAUGUGUUACUGAGGGUUGGUCAGAUGGCCUUCACAGGAGUGUCCGACAAGAAGAUUGUGUUUACAGAUGGAGAUUUGAUCAAGUACAAUCUGCAGCCUUCCCAGUUCCUGUCCGGGUUCCUGAUGGAACUUUUGGAGAGAGAGGAUUGUUCCCGGAGCGCGGUGUACACAUUCCCACACCUCACCAUCCAAGAGUUUGUAGCCGCACUCGCACAAUUCCUGGCUCCGCAUCCCGGGGAUAUCCUGAAACUCCUCACUGAAGCCCACAGCACGACAGACGGUCGAUUUGAGGUAUUUCUCCAUUUUGUUGCUGGUCUCUCCUCCCCAGGGUCAGCUCGGGGGCUGGAGGAGUUUCUGGGUCCAUUUCCCCAUCAAACAACCUGCCGAGUGAUUGACUGGGUGAAGGAGGAGGUGAAACGUCAGAUUGGGAACAGGUGGAAGGAAGGAGGUAAAAGGAGCCUCCUGAACACACUGCACUACCUGUUUGAGUCUCAGAACCCUGGGCUGACUCAGGCCGCACUGGGAUCUGUGGAUACUCUUUCAUUCUGUGGAUUGCGACUGACCCCGAUUGACUGCGCCGUCCUGUCUCAUGUCAUUGGGCUCUGUGAUACAAUAAACCACCUCGAUCUGGAUUGCUGCUACGUUCAGUGUGAAGGGCUCCAGCGGCUGGGACCCGCGCUGCACAAAUGCCGGGAGUUGAGACUGGAUAAUAAUAAACUCGGAGAUCCGGGAGUGAAAUUGGUGUCUGCGGCUCUGAGGGACCCGGAGUGUAAAAUACAGAGACUGGGGCUGGGUGCGAACAGUCUCACACAUUCCUGCACCGAGGAUCUCGCUUCCGCUCUUAGUACAAACCGCUCGCUAACGAAUCUGGACCUGGGUGGGAAUAAACUGGGAGAUUCCGGACUGAAACUGCUCUCUGCAGCUCUGAGAUACCCAGACUGUAAAAUCCAGAAACUGGGGCUGGGUGCCAACUGUCUCACAGAUUCUUGCACCGAGCAUCUCGUCUCCGUUCUCAGUGCAAUCCCCUCGCUGACAGACCUGUGCCUGAGAUCAAACGCCCUCACGGACCAAUCUAUUCCCGCACUCCGCCACCUCAUCCUGACCUGCCGGAGCCUGGAACGGAUCUGGCUGGAAAGGAAUCCAUUCAGUUACACCGGAGCCAUGGAAUUGGAGUCCCUCCAGCGAUCCAGACCCAGACUGAGUGUGGAAGUGUGACCGUCCCCGGAUACAAACAUCGUCACUCUUGGGAUGGCAAAAAUUUUCGGCCGAUUUCCUGCCCCCCCCCCCCCCCCGUUAAACAGCCAUGCUCUGUUUUUUAAAAAUCCGGGGCACCCAGCGGAUCCUGGUCAUGCUGAGACCAUGCCCCUUCCAUUUGGGACACCGAUAGUCACGUUCAGUGUUCUUGGGAGGGUGGGGUUACCCAGGGACAAUGCUGCUGUGUCCACAUUGCUGUGCGGACGGUGAGUUUGGAAAGUUGACUUGGCCAUUAAGCAGCCUGAUGAUACGAUUUGUUACUGUUACAGAUUAGGUUAAAUUUUUUUUAAAAUUUUAUUUACAGCAUGGUAACAGGCCCUUCCGGCCCAAUGAGUCUGCACUGCCCAUUUUAAACCCAAUUAACCUACCCGUACGUCUUUGCAGAGUGGGAGGAAACCGGAGCACCCGGAGGAAACCCACGUAGACGCGGGAGAAUGUACAAACUCCUUACAGGCUAUUGGUGAAUGUCCCUUUAAGACAUAGCACAGUAGUGUGUUUGUGUGUGUGUGUGGGGCGUGAUGACGACGACAGGAGAUAAGGACCUGGUGACGUUUUUGGAGCAGACAGUCAGAGUCAGUUAGAGAAGAAGAGAGAGAGAGAGAGAGAGAGAGGCACCAGCCUGCUGGUCUCUGUAUCAAUGGAUGAAAAACAAUAACUGUCUGUCACUACAAUCCACGUAUGGAUUUUCGGAAUAAUCCGGUGGAGUCCCACUUCGUCGUCAACCCGUAAAAGGAAACAGUUAUUUGUGCAGACGGCCACGUCUUGAAUGCCUUUCGGGGUGGCAGAAACUUCGGAAUGAAGGAAUGGAGAUCGUCAGUGAUUGAGGUGUCGAAUGGGUUCCACCGUUGAACAUUUGGAUUUCGUAAUUACUCUCUAUUCUCUCUCUACGUUUCCUCUUCAGUUAACGGUGGUUUUGCAGGAGCCUUUGCUCACGUUUCACCUGACAGCUUGCUGAAGUGAACUUUGAGAAGUAUUCCUGGACUUGGAGUUUGGGAAUUUGCCACACACACACACACACACACACACACACACACACUUCGAGUUUAAUUUUUGGGGUUAAUGUUUAAGAUCUAACAUUUUUACUUCUAACAUUCUGACAUUUUUACUUUUAUUUUCCUUAUUAUCAUAAGUUAUUAAUAAAAUAGUUUUUAACACUUAAACAUGACGGUGUGUUUCUUUUAUUGCUGGUACGUGACAGUUACAUACACCUGAAGUGUAGAUUUAUCAUCGUGCAGAGUGACAGGGAGAAACGCGAUUGAUUAUUCCAACUGCUGCCCAUUGCCACAUGUCCGUUAAUGAUGUGCGAUUGACAUUGAAAUGUGAACUUCUGUACGAGUUAUUUUGCCCACAAAUGGGAGGCAGGGUGGGGUCGUUCGGGGGACAUCCUAGUGUGUCUUCUCCCAGGCCCGGCCAAGCUGUGGCCAUCCACAGGUCCAGGCAGCGGGCAGCCGAGGGUUCCGGCCGGUCCGCCCAUCUUCCGGCCUACGUCCGCACACAGGCGUCCUCGGAGAGGGAGCGCGCGGUCUCCGCGGGCAGCCCCAGUUGAGUUCGGCGAUCGGCGGGCCCCGUCAGGGGGAUCGCGUGUGCCGUGGGCGGUGAAAGAGCGAUCCUUCUCUGAAAUGUUGCGCGUGCAUUUUGUGGUUGUUAGUGUUAUUGCUGUAGUUGUGGCGUGGUAGUGCAGCGUUUAGCGUAACCCUAUUACAGCGCCAGCGACCCAGGUUCAAUUCCCGCCGCUGUCUGCAAGGAGUUUGUAUUGUUCUCCCCGUGUGGCUGCGUGGGUUUCCUCCGGGUGCUCCGGUUUCCUCCCACAUUCCCAAAGGCAUAAGGGUUAGGAAGUUGUGGGCAUGCUAUGUUGGCACCAGUAGCGUGGCGACUCUUGCAGGCUGCCCCCCAGCACAUUCUCAGUAACACGAAAAGAUGUAUUUCUGUGUGUUUCGAUGUACAUGUGACUAAUAAGUAAAUAUCUGUAGUUUGCAUCAUUUUUCUUCAACUUUCUGUGUUUGUUGUAGUAUUUUAACUGGAUGUCCUUUCACUGUGUGUUUCGAUGUACAGGUGACU